GUGGCUGCUAUGCAGCAGGUGCAGCCCGAGCUCUUCCCAAGCGUCCACUCCACAAAGGCAGCGACUGGCCAAGGCAGUGGCUGGCCCUGGAUUACACAAGCGCAGACACUCCACUAAGUGAGCUGGAAGACCCAGGGCAAGGCCGAGCCUCAGGUGCCCACAUGAUCAGCACGGCCAGGGUACCUGCGGAUAAGCCAGUACGCAUCGCCUUCAGCCUCGAUAAUGCUGCAGAUGAUACGCCUCCUGAAGAGUUCAUUCCUCCGGUCUUUCCAGAAUUAGACCAGCAGCUGCAGCCUUUGCCACCUUGCCAUGACUCCAUGGAAUCCAUGCAGGUGUUCAAACAGCACUGCCAAAUAGCGGAAGAAUACCAUGAGGUUAAGAAGGAAAUCGCGCUGCUGGAAGAAAGGAAAAAGGAGCUCAUCGCUAAGCUGGAUCAAGCAGAAAGAGAAAAGGUGGACGCGGCUCAACUGGCUCGGGAAUUCGAGGCCCUGACAGAGGAGAACCAGACGCUGAAGUUGGCCCAGUCACAGUGUGUCGAACAACUCGAGAAACUUAGAAUACAAUAUCAGAAGAGGCAGGGUUCGUCCUAACUGUCAUGAUUCCAGGCGAGCAUAAGAGCGUUGCACUGUGACAAAAGGAACAUAAAAGCAAUUUCUAUGUCAAGGGCACUCUAA
This is a messenger RNA of Sorex araneus (European shrew), 674 nucleotides long. It is a transcript of the gene MAP3K7CL, whose product is annotated as MAP3K7 C-terminal like. The coding region runs from base 162 to 590 and encodes 142 amino acids. The transcript has 6 exons. Gene Ontology annotation, cellular component: nucleus; cytosol. The record is from RefSeq and is a predicted model, not a curated record. NCBI's taxonomy places the organism in Eukaryota, Metazoa, Chordata, Mammalia, Eulipotyphla, Soricidae.